Molecule: messenger RNA, 601 nt
Organism: Anopheles arabiensis
Lineage: Eukaryota; Metazoa; Arthropoda; Insecta; Diptera; Culicidae
Exons: 2
Coding region: 218-580 (120 amino acids)
Source: RefSeq, a predicted model, not a curated record
CUGAUAGCGCUGGCAUGUGCGUACCGACCGACGCGACCGAUGGGACGCGUGCAGGCGAGAAGAACAAUAAACAUUAUGCACACUUUCGAUCACUACUGUAAAUGGUCACGUUUUAGGUUGGUGCUGUGUCUGCUCGUGUUGUGCAGGAUCGCGUUGGGGUCACAAUUUAUCUGCCUUCGUUGCACAUUCCAACCGUCGAAGCGCUAAACGUUUAUAAAUGCGUUUGCUGCGGCUUGGACGAAAGAUUCAUUGUGCAGCGAUCAACAUGGCGUGUGGUUACUCCUGUUGCGUUGUGGUUCUACUGCUGAGUGCUGCAGUGUUUAGUACAGUCAGCUGUGGCCUCGGUACACCCUGCAAGGUGCUGUGCGAAAAUGGCGCUGAAAUGAUUCCCUGUGAUAGGAAGACGGAGAUUUUCAACUGCUGCGGCCCAUGCAGUGAAGCUACCUGUGACGACCCUUCACCGAAGCAGGAAUGUGCGGAAGGAUGUAAGGCAGGUUGCUUCUGUAAGGCCGAUCACGUUCGAAAGCAUGCCGGUGGGCCAUGUGUACCGAUCGGAACCUGCAAGCAGCAGCGAAAAUAAACAAUGUUCAUUGAAAAUGAU